Hyaloperonospora brassicae is the source of this 624-nucleotide messenger RNA. The record is from the annotation of a GenBank genome assembly. Lineage: Eukaryota; Oomycota; Peronosporomycetes; Peronosporales; Peronosporaceae.
AUGAUCCGUCUCAAGGCCAAACAAGCGGAAAAGGCGGCAGAAGAGAAACAAGUAGCAGCAGACGCAGGGAACGCCGUGUCGGCCCUGAAGCCCAAGACGAAGAUCCUGGGCGUCGGCCGCGGCAAGCGCAGUGGCUUAAGCAAAGAGAAGAAGCGCACGCCGGGCGAGAUCCGUAUCCAGAAAGAUAUCGCAGAGCUGGACGGUGGCAAGGCCGCGACUGUCACGUUCCCGGAAGUGAACGAUUUGACAUUCUUCAAUGUUAAGAUUGCCGUGGACACGGGUCUGUGGAAGGGCGCGUCGUUUGGCUUUAGUUUCAAGAUCCCGCCUAUGUACCCACAUGACCCGCCAAAGGUCCAGUGUCUGACAAAAAUCUACCACCCGAAUAUCGACCUGGACGGGAACGUGUGUCUGAACAUCUUACGCGAAGACUGGAAGCCCGUGUUGGACAUCAACUCGGUCAUCUAUGGGCUGAUCUACCUCUUCUACGAACCGAAUCCGGACGAUCCGUUGAAUAAAGAAGCCGCCGAACUGUUCCGAAAUGACCCCACGCAGUUUGCUACACUGGUGCGGCAAUCGUUGCGCGGGUACAGUGUUCGAGGCAUUUCGUUUGAGAAACUGAUAUAG